AUGUCGACCUUUUCAAACGAGUCAUUCUCCAAACUGGCGUCGAUUUCCACGCAGACGCUUUCGGGCUUCUCGUGGUUUUGGUCCUACUACCUUCUCCCUGCAGUUGUGGCCUAUCCUUUUCUCUGCUCAGCACUCCGGUUCCGCCGGCUGAAGGCCCUCCAAGCGAAGUACAAAUAUGGCACGCCUGAACAUCCUUCCUACGAGGGAAUGACCGUCAAGGAAGCCCAUGAUAUCCUGAAAGCUGUGAGCGACCUGGAAUUCCCAACCUUGUUUGAGAAGGGGCUGCAGUUUGCUCUCUUCCGGACGUACGGCAUCCCCACCAUCAGCGAGCUCUUAGUCAAGACAACGCAACUCUCGGCGGAGAAGAAUGUGCCCAAGCGAUACGCCGACACAGGGGUAUUGCUCGGCGACAUGUAUGGUGGUGAACCUGAGAGCGACAGGUGCAUUGAAGCUUACGCCAGACUGAAUUACUUACACGGACAUUACAUCAAACAAGGCAAAAUCACCAACGACGAUAUGUUGUAUACACUGUCAUUGUUUCUCAACCAGCCUGUGGAGUGGAUCAACAAGUACGAGUGGAGGAAACUAAGUGACCUGGAAAUUUGCGCCAUGGGGGUGUUCCAUAAAGCCAUGGGCGAUGGGAUGGAAAUCUCCUUUGAGAAACUCCCGUCGUACUCGACAGGAUGGAAAGACGGGCUGCACUUCUACCGCGAGCUGGAUACCUGGGCUAAAGAAUACGAGAAGGCAUGCAUGGUACCUCACCAGAAGAACUACGACACGGCAGUGCAGACUCGACGGUUGCUGCUGAGCAUGUACCCUCCCUUCAUGCAGAGUGUCCUUGCAAAUGUUGUGAGCGCUCCGUUGGACGAUAGGCUCAGGGAAGCCAUCAUGUUUGAGGAGGCACCACCCUCGUACCGAUCAUUCUUCAACGGCUUUAUGGAGCUGAGACGUCUCUAUCUGCGAUAUCUUGCUUUGCCCAAACCCUCGUUCAUGGCCAAACAGGUCAUGACCAAAGAACCUGAUGAAAAUGGCAGAAGAUACUAUGUUGCGUGGGACACUGCACCUGUUUACGUCAAGCCUACUCUGUGGAAUCGAUGGGGUCCGGGGGCAAUAGUUCAUCUCGUGCUUGGAAUCCCCCGUCCGGGCGACCCUGGCACAUAUCCUGAAGGCUUCGAUAUCAACAGCACUGGGCCCUCGGUGUUCGUCGGCAAGGGAUCGAAAGAAAUGGAGAUGACGAGGGAAAGACUGAGGAAGGAGAGGACAGGUGGAUGCCCGUUUGCCGUCCAUCGGGCAUGA
Molecule: messenger RNA, 1296 nt
Organism: Fonsecaea erecta
Lineage: Eukaryota; Fungi; Ascomycota; Eurotiomycetes; Chaetothyriales; Herpotrichiellaceae
Exons: 1
Coding region: 1-1296 (431 amino acids)
Molecular function (GO): oxidoreductase activity
Source: RefSeq, a predicted model, not a curated record